Helobdella robusta is the source of this 675-nucleotide messenger RNA. RefSeq lists its product as hypothetical. The transcript is spliced from 5 exons. Bases 1 to 675 code for a protein of 224 amino acids. The record is from RefSeq and is a predicted model, not a curated record. Gene Ontology annotation, biological process: proton motive force-driven ATP synthesis. Lineage: Eukaryota; Metazoa; Annelida; Clitellata; Rhynchobdellida; Glossiphoniidae. Gene Ontology annotation, molecular function: proton-transporting ATP synthase activity, rotational mechanism.
AUGAAGAUGGUUUCAGCCGCCAAAUAUGCCAAAGCAGAAAGAGAACUAAGACCCGCCAGAGCAUAUGGUGCUGGGGCUAAUGCAUUCUAUGAAAAAGCAGAAGUAACUCAGGAUGAGAAAAAACCAAACCAUUUGAUCAUAGCAAUGACUUCUGAUAGAGGUCUUUGUGGUUCUGCCCACUCCAACAUCAUCAGGGCUAUCAAAGCAGCUGUGCCCUUAAAACCACCUGGUACUAAUGUUAAGUUCGUUGCCAUUGGUGAUAAGGCUAGAGGCAUGCUUGCAAGGUUUUUUGGCCAAGAUUUGCUGAUGCACUUUGUUGACAUUGGAAAGAAACCACCAGUAUUUGAAGAUGCUGCCAAAAUAUCUCUUGAAAUUUUGAAACUUGGUUAUGAAUAUGAUUAUGGUCAGCUAUAUUUCAAUAUCUUCAAAUCAGUUGUAGCUUACAACACGAAGGAUCUACCAAUCGUAAAUGCAGAUAACUUCAGUCAAGCAGGAAAAUUAAACUUAUAUGAUAGCAUUGAUGAAGAGGUGCUCAGAAGUUAUAGGGAAUUCAGUUUAGUUAGCAGGAUAUUUUAUGCCCUUAAAGAAUCAGCCUGCAGUGAGCAAAGUCAGAGAAUGACGGCCAUGGACAGCGCCACAAAGAAUGCAGGUAAGUCCGCUGUGGAGAUAUUGUAG